This is a messenger RNA of Danio aesculapii, 3513 nucleotides long. It is a transcript of the gene shoc2, whose product is annotated as SHOC2 leucine rich repeat scaffold protein. Bases 474 to 2159 code for a protein of 561 amino acids. The transcript is spliced from 9 exons. Lineage: Eukaryota; Metazoa; Chordata; Actinopteri; Cypriniformes; Danionidae. Gene Ontology annotation, molecular function: protein binding. The record is from RefSeq and is a predicted model, not a curated record.
CUUUGAGCUCGAGCUCUGCCUGAGUGCCGUUAGGCGGAUGACAGUUUGUUUUCACUGAGGGCCUGUCUGAAGAGAACAACGAGCAUUUACAUCCCCAGACACGGGAAUUUAACCGCUUCUCGUCAACAUGAGACGGCUUAUUCCAAAAUUCAAAGGAUGUGAAUCCCGGCCACCCGUCUGUGUAAAACAGCUCUAGUCGAGCCAAGACAAAGAGUGGAGUUGAAACAAGCAUGAGGCUGGUGGCCUCCACGCCACACCGACUACAACAAACACGCUUCGCCCCAAUGGAGUUUUAACCCCUGCAGGAGUACAGACUGCCUCGGUGAAGGAAAACAGGUAUGUAUGAGCACACACUGAUAUAGCAACCCCUCCCUUUGGUUCUGCCCUCGAACAUCAAACAAAAUAAAAGAGCGAGAGAACGAGAGUGAUAAAACUGAGGGUCCCAUGUGCCAUUGGGCAGCGGGGCUUUCGCCAUGAGCAGUACUCUGGGCAAAGAUAAAGACUCUAAGGAGAGGGAACCCAAGGCUGAAGGGAAAUCCAAAACCAAAGGGAAAGAUGCCAAAGAUGGGAAGAAAGACACAAGCAGCGCUUCGCCGGCAGUGGCCUUCACCUUGGACAGCACGAUAAAGCGGCCCAAUCCGCCGCCCAGCACGCGCAAAAAAUCCAGCAAUGCCGAGGUCAUCAAGGAGUUGAACAAGUGCCGCGAGGAGAACUCGAUGCGUCUGGAUUUGUCCAAGAGAUCCAUCCAUCUGUUGCCCUCGUCCAUCAAGGAGCUGACCCAACUGACCGAGCUCUACCUGUACAGCAACAAGCUGCAAAGCCUGCCACCCGAGGUGGGAUGCCUGUCGGGAUUGGUGACGCUGGCGCUCAGCGAGAACUCUCUGACCAGCCUGCCAGACUCGCUGGACAACCUGAAGAAGCUGCGGAUGCUCGACCUGCGGCAUAACAAGCUGCGAGAGAUCCCGGCUGUGGUGUACCGCGUCAGCUCCCUCACCACGCUCUACCUGCGCUUCAACCGCAUCACCACCGUGGAGAAGGACAUCAAGAAUCUGUCCAAACUCACCAUGCUGAGCAUCCGAGAGAACAAGAUUAAACAGUUGCCCGCAGAGAUCGGUGAGCUCUGUAACUUGAUCACGUUGGAUGUAGCCCACAACCAGCUGGAGCACCUUCCUAAAGAGAUUGGAAAUUGCACUCAGAUCACCAACCUUGACCUGCAGCACAAUGAUCUUCUCGAUCUGCCUGAGACUAUAGGUAACUUGGCAAGUAUAAACCGUCUAGGUUUGAGGUACAACCGUCUAUCAGCGAUCCCUCGAUCUUUAGCAAAGUGCCGAGAGCUGGAAGAGCUCAACCUCGAAAACAACAACAUCUCGGUGUUACCAGAGGGACUUCUCUCCAGUCUGGUGAACUUGACAAGUCUGACGCUGGCGCGAAACUGUUUCCAGUCUUACCCAGUGGGCGGCCCGUCCCAGUUCUCCACUAUCUACUCUCUCAACAUGGAGCACAACCGUAUCAACAAGAUCCCUUUUGGCAUUUUCUCUCGAGCAAAAGUGCUUAGCAAGCUAAAUAUGAAGGACAACCAGUUAACGUCUCUGCCGCUGGAUUUUGGGACGUGGACCAGUAUGGUGGAGCUGAAUCUGGCAACAAACCAGUUAACCAAGAUUCCAGAGGACAUCUGCGGCCUUGUGUCUUUAGAGAUGCUUACCUUGUCCAACAACCUGUUGAAGAAGUUGCCUCAUGGGAUUGGCAACUUAAGGAAACUACGAGAGCUUGAUCUGGAGGAGAACAAACUGGAGUCUCUCCCCAAUGAGAUUGCCUAUCUUAAGGAUCUGCAGAAACUGGUAUUGACCAAUAAUCAGCUAACGACUUUGCCAAGAGGAAUUGGUCACCUGACCAACCUGACGUACCUGGGCUUGGGAGAGAACCUGCUGCAGCACCUGCCCGAGGAGAUCGGCACAUUGGAGAAUCUGGAGGACCUGUACCUGAACGACAACCCCAACCUGCACAGCCUCCCAUUCGAGCUGGCGUUGUGCAGCAAACUGUCCAUCAUGAGCAUAGAGAACUGCCCGCUCAGCCAUCUGCCGCCGCAGAUCGUCGCCGGAGGCCCUUCCUUCAUCAUCCAGUUCCUCAAGAUGCAGGGCCCCUACCGCGCCAUGGUCUGAGACACUCGCACACUGCACAAAGAGGAAACCGAGUUUGGCGUUAGCUUCACAUCAUUAUAUCUAGGACAACAAAACAAAACUGCGUAACUGGGAGGAAUCGUAGCCAGUUAUAGGUCCCCGUAGAAAACAACGUCUAGACGUCUGUUGCCAAAAUUAAUGUACAUUAGUGAUUCUGAAGAGGCGCUCGCAAAAUUUGUCAAUCAUUUUUGCCAAUUUAUUGAAAGUCGUUAGGGGUUUCGAUGCCAGGAAACAGUUGUAUGCAAAAACAACAUUUUUACACGUUCAUUUUUGCUGCUGCUGCUGCCGCCAUACUGUAUGUGAGUUAUUUUAUUUUAUUUAGCCAGAGAGUCUUUCUUUUUUUUUAUCAUCCCACAACCAAAAGAUUUUUAUUGUACAGAGGACCUGUUUGGAAGCAGUGAACAAAAUUUUUGUGUUUUUAUUGAUUUGAUUUAUUUUCGUUGUUGUUGUCGUUCUAGAAUUGUGCCUAUCCAGUGCAGUUGGGUGGUUUGUGACUAAACAUAAUUAUCCAAGAGGAUUUUAAUACAAAAAGGAUACAUUUACAAAGGUAUAAUUUAUACAGUAAUUCCUUUUUCAUUUUUGAAUUAUUAUUAUUAUUAUUUUUUAAAUAUUCAUUCCUGUUCGCUUUUGGGACGUGUUGUCACGCUUGAUGUUUUAACAUUUUAUUUCUGCGAUUUAUAGUGAAGCAACAGAAGAAUCAAACUUUUUUUUUUUUUUAUGACCGCAAUCACGUCAAGCUUGAGGGAGGGGGUGGUGGGGGUUGUGAUUGUUUACUUGUUUGCCAUAUCCACAGUGUUGCUCUCUGCUUGUGUCCUAUCGGUGGGAAUUGCAUCUACGUAUCAGGUGCUUGAUCAGUGCUAGCGGUUUAAGGCCCACGUUUACUGUGAGGAAUGCCAAACGCCCAUUCAACAUCACUUUAGUUUUAUUAUUCCACAUUUGAAGGAUCUCCUUGUUAGUUUCAAACUUUACCCACAUGAUUUAUGCUCAUAGGAUAUCAACCAAUGGUUACAGGAUUAUUUGCACCAUUUUUAUUUCCACACACUGCCCCUCUUAUGCUGCUGCUUUUAAUGCACUUUGUAUUGAUAUUUGGCAUCCUCGCACGUAAAAGGGUCGCGUUUUUUUUUCUUCAUGUUAUCGAUUUAACGAAUGGAUGGGGCAUUUAUUAUUAUUAUUUCUGAAGUAUUUUAUCUUUAUUUUAAUUCUCUAUCAUGUAUAUUUUAUAACAAUGACUGAAACAAAUUUGCCUUCGCAAAUUCGAACGUUAACAUUCUACUAUUAUUUCUUGACUUUUUUUUUUCUUCCAAGGCUUUGAUGCUAUUAAAUGUUUUGAUUUAAA